AUUUUUUUCGUGUUAACGCGUUUUUUUUUUUCUUAUCAAUUCAACAUGGCUUCCUUUGGUUGGGAUCAAGGUCAAAUUUAUUCUACAUCUGUUCUUCCUGGUGAAGAACAAGUAAACUCUCACUCUGAAAUUACUGGACUUUUUUAUGAGUUUAUUCAAAACUUUCGUCUCAACAACAACUAUAUCUAUAGAGACCAAUUAUCGCAAAACCUGUUGACUAAGCAAUACUUUGUUGAAGUUGAUAUUAACCAUCUUAUCAAUUAUAAUGCUGAUCUCGCUAAUAAGUUGACCAAUACACCUGCUGAUUACUUGCCCUUGUUUGAAAAUGCUGUCAAAGAAAGUGCCAAGCGUAUCUUGUUUGCUAACCCUAACACGGUCAGUAAUAUGGAUGUACCUGAUUGCCAAGUGACACUUCAAUCAGAUGCCAAUGUGAUUCAAAUCCGUGACUUGAAUUCUGACUAUAUUGGUAAACUAGUCCGUAUUCCAGGUAUUGUCAUUGGUGCUUCUACCCUGAGUUCAAGAGCCACUCAAGUCACGGCUGUGUGUCGUAACUGUCGUCAUAUCAAGGUGAUUCCCGUGACAGGUGGCUUUUCCUCUAUUGUUUUACCUCGUAAAUGUGAUUAUCAAUCCCCUACAGGCGAUAGAAACGAUUGUCCUAUGGACCCCUUUGUGAUUAACCAUGACAAAUGUAAGUUUGUAGAUUCACAAGUGAUCAAGUUGCAAGAAGCACCCGAUAUGGUACCAGUAGGUGAUUUGCCUCGCCAUACCAUUCUGAAUGCAGACCGUUGGUUGACGAACCGUGUGGUUCCCGGUAUGCGUACUGUCAUUAUGGGUAUUUAUUCUAUCUUUCAAAACAAAGCUGUGAAAUCCUCGGGUGCUGCUGCUGUAAGAACACCUUAUAUUCGUAUUGUGGGUCUUCAGAUUGACCAACACAAUAAUGGACGUGGCAAACCUCAUUUUACAGAUGCUGAAGAAGAGGAAUUCAUUCGUAUGUCUCGUCAACCCGACUUGUACGAAACAUUCAGUCGUAGUUUGGCUCCUUCUAUCUUUGGUAAUAUGGAUAUCAAGAAAGCCAUUACGUGUUUAUUGUUUGGUGGAUCUAAAAAAGUGCUUCCUGAUGGUAUGCGACUUCGAGGUGAUAUCAGUGUUUUGUUGCUAGGUGAUCCUGGUACAGCUAAAUCUCAAUUACUCAAGUUUACAGAGAAAGUGGCACCCAUUGCUGUCUAUACUUCAGGUAAAGGCAGUAGUGCUGCUGGUUUAACUGCUUCUGUGAUUCGUGAUCCUAGUACUCGUGACUUUUAUUUAGAAGGAGGUGCUAUGGUAUUAGCAGAUGGAGGUGUGGUCUGUAUUGAUGAAUUUGAUAAAAUGCGUGAUGAAGAUCGUGUGGCUAUUCAUGAAGCCAUGGAACAACAAACAAUUUCGAUUGCUAAGGCUGGUAUUACAACCAUUUUGAAUUCACGUACUUCUGUCUUGGCUGCUGCUAAUCCAGUCUUUGGUCGAUAUGAUGAUAUGAAGAGUGCAGGUGAAAACAUUGAUUUCCAGACGACCAUUUUGUCUCGUUUUGAUAUGAUUUUCAUUGUUAAAGAUGAUCAUAAUGAAAACAGAGAUAUGUCGAUUGCAAGACACGUAUUGAAUGUGCAUAUGAACCGACAGACACAAGAUGCUGUUAUGGGUGAGAUUGAUUUGGAUAAAAUGAAAGCUUAUAUCAACUAUUGUAAAGCAAAAUGCGCGCCUCGUUUAACUCCUGCUGCUGCUGAAAAACUAAGUGCUCACUUUGUCGCUAUUCGUAAAGAAGUCAAGGAUAACGAAAGAGACAAUGAGAUUAGAUCCACAAUUCCUAUCACUAUCAGACAAUUGGAAGCUAUUAUUCGUAUCUCUGAAUCCUUAGCGAAAAUGACACUGUCUCCUUAUGCUACUGAACAUCAUGUGGAAGAAGCCCUGCGUCUCUUCAAGUUCUCUACCAUGGAUGCUGUCAAAAGUGGUGGUGCUGAUGGUAUGACUCGCACUGAAAUCAUGAGUGAAGUUCAAUUGAUCGAAAAAGAACUUCAGAAGCGUAUUCCUAUUGGUUCACAAGUGCCUGUGGCUAGAAUCAAGGCUGAUUUGGCUCGUAAUGGUUAUUCUGAAGCUGCUAUCAAUCGUGCCUUGACUAUUCUUAACCGUAGAGAUGUCUUGUUGUUUAGAGCUCAAGGCAAAAUGGCUGUCAGACAAUCUAUUUAAUACUUUUUUUUUUAUACAUAUAUAUAUACAUGCAUCUUGUGAAUAACUUAAUACAUUCUUUUUAUUAUUAUUAUCAUUAUCAUUA
Molecule: messenger RNA, 2302 nt
Organism: Gilbertella persicaria
Lineage: Eukaryota; Fungi; Mucoromycota; Mucoromycetes; Mucorales; Choanephoraceae
Product: MCM2/3/5 family-domain-containing protein
Exons: 8
Coding region: 46-2217 (723 amino acids)
Biological process (GO): DNA replication initiation; double-strand break repair via break-induced replication; DNA replication
Cellular component (GO): MCM complex; nucleus
Molecular function (GO): single-stranded DNA binding; ATP binding; single-stranded DNA helicase activity
Source: RefSeq, a predicted model, not a curated record